This is a messenger RNA of Scleropages formosus (Asian bonytongue), 2202 nucleotides long. Its product is annotated as dimethylaniline monooxygenase [N-oxide-forming] 5-like. The record is from RefSeq and is a predicted model, not a curated record. Gene Ontology annotation, molecular function: NADP binding; flavin adenine dinucleotide binding; N,N-dimethylaniline monooxygenase activity. Bases 80 to 1300 code for a protein of 406 amino acids. NCBI's taxonomy places the organism in Eukaryota, Metazoa, Chordata, Actinopteri, Osteoglossiformes, Osteoglossidae. The transcript has 7 exons.
CCCAGUCUGCGCUGCGUCCCAGGUGUUCCGUGUCGGCUCGGAGGUGUGGGCGUGGCACAUAGUACAUGUGAAUGAACGUAUGGCCCGCCGUGUUGCAGUGAUCGGUGCUGGCAGUUCCGGGCUGACCUGCAUCAAGUGCUGCCUCGAGGAGGGACUGGAGCCAGUGUGCUUUGAGAGCAGCGAUGACAUCGGAGGCUUGUGGAGGUUCAAGGAGAUUCCAGAACCGGAGCGCUCCAGCACAUACCGAUCACUUGUGACCAACACCUCCAAAGAGAUGAUGUGUUUCAGCGACUUGCCCAUGCCGGCCCACUUCCCUAAUUUCAUGCACAACUCCCAGCUACUGCAGUACCUCCAGCUCUACGCUGCUCAUUUUAACCUUCUGCAGCACAUUCACUUCCAGACCACAGUCCUCAGUGUGAAACAGAGUCCUGACUUUGCCUGCUCUGGGCAGUGGGAAGUGCUCACUGAGGACAGAGAUGGGCUCAAAAAGAUCCAUAUUUUCGAUGCUGUCCUGGUGUGUACAGGUCACUACACAAAGCCUGUCAUGCCACUGAAGGACUUUCCAGGCUUUGAGACCUUCAAGGGGGAGUACUGUCACAGCAGCGAAUACAAAGAUCCAGAGCCUUACAAGGGAAAGAAAGUUGUGGUUGUAGGGAUUGGGAACUCUGGUGCAGACAUUGCCGUUGAGCUCAGCAGAGUUGCAAAGAAGACCUUCGUCAGUACUCGGCAGGGGGCUUGGGUCAUAAGGCGCACUUCCCACAAGGGGUGCCCUUUUGACAUAACUGCGUUCACUCGUCUUCUAGAUCUACAGGGCUUAUUACUUCCCAGGCGUCUCAUCAACUGGGUCAGCGAGAGGGAGCUAAAUCAGAAAUAUGAUCACCGGUUAUACGGCCUCAUGCCUAAACACAGGUUGUUCGACCAGAUACCUGUAAUCAAUGAUGACCUUCCUGCCUGCAUCCUUCUUGGGGUUGUGGUCAUGAAGCCACAUAUUCAGGAGUUUCAAGGCUCUACUGUGGCCUUUGUGAAUGGGACCAAAGAGGAACAAAUUGAUGCCGUAGUCUUCUGCACAGGCUACAACUGCAGCUUUCCGUUCCUCACCGCUUCUGUCUUUACUGGCCCUGGUCAUAAUUUGAACCUGUACAAGCAUAUCUUCCCACCUUCACUUGAGCACCCCACACUAGCCAUAAUAGGCCUGAUCGAACCCUGGGGCCCCAUCAUGCCUAUGGCGGAGAUGCAAGCUCGCUGGGCCACACAAGUAAUUACAGGUAACUUUUCUUUUUCCUUUCUGUGUUUCUUUUAAUCAGGUGGAGAAUAAAAUGAGGUAUAAAAUAUCACCUACUGAUAAAACAGAGGUGUGACUCAUUCAUUUUAUACAUAUAUAUAUUAAUAGUAGAAGGAUGCUGGAAUCCCUCCAACACAAGUCAACUAAUCCAGAUUGGAAUAAAAUGGUGAGAGCCUAUUUAUCCAGUUUAUCGUGUUUGUUUAAAAAUUCCUGUCAUGUAGUAUGGUUGGUGGUAGAGAAAAUAAGUUUGAUAAGGGGAAAAUGUUGAGCUACAAAGGCAUGUCUGUGUUGCCACCCUCAUUGUCAUGCCUUCCAUCUCGGCAAUGAGGAACACCUGUGGCUGAUCAGGGUCCAGACGCAUAAAAGGACAGCCUGGAGCUCAGAACGCUGCAGAACCACGUUCAGCCUUACUGCUCACCACCGCCUCUCGCAUCGCCCUGUUUACCUUUCCUGACUUCCCUGUCCUAGCUCCCGUUCCUCGACCCUCUUCCUCCUGACUCUCCUCGUCCUCCUCGUUUCCUUCAACCCAUUGUCUGAUCUUCAAUUCAAGGUUUUCGGGUUCUCCUCAUAAUGAGGUCUGCUCCUCGGUGACCCUCGCUUGUUUCCUGACUACGACCUGCGGAUCCUCCCAUCACCUUGUGCGCCUCUACGCUGCACUUGGGUCUGAUGACCCACUUUCUGGACAGAAACAUGACACUCAUGCAAAGCCUGUCCCAGACCUAACUGUCCAAAAGCCAUAUGGGGAGGCCUCAUAUCCUGUUCCUGAAACAUGUUGUGAAACUGCAAAAAUUUGUAACAUACAAAACCACUGGCCUCAGUUGUUUUGUAAGUGGUUACCAGUUUUUAGUAGGAGCAAACUCUAAGUACACCUGCAAAGGUUUUCAAAAAAUAAAAAUGUUUUAAAAAGUUAGACAGAAAAG